CGUUCUGAGGUUGGUGGGAUGCGCGGCCCGUGGUGCUUAUGGUGGCGGCGAUGGGCGCGUGGUGCUUGGUAGUGAUGUUGGAGUGCGCGGGCCAUCGCGGGCAUGCGGCGCAUAGUGGUGAUGCUGAGGUGUGCGCCAGCGCACAUAGGUGAUUGUGUACGACGCCUGGCCGUGACACAGGUAGUGGUGUAUUAUUGCUGUGUAUGUAUCCGGAUUGAAUGUCCGACAUUUGUCGUGCACUGAGAGCGUGCGUCCUCCCUUGUGGUGUCUCGUCAAUGGUAGCUGCUCGAAACGCUCACGCUCAGAAGGGAUUACGCCGACAAGCGGUAAUAUCCGUCCGUCGGGUAAGCGCGAGGUGGUCUCAGUCGACAAUCGCUUUCUCAAUGCCGAGGGCGACGAUUUCGACCCUUUCUCAGCGGAAGCCCCAUUCCGCUUUGCAAAAGCGUUGUCGCCGGAGGGGCCAGAGUACCUGGGAGCGGGGCGCUCUUGCUUCGGCUCAACCUUGGGGCUUGGGGUUGGGGGGGCGGCCCGCGACUCUGGACUCUCAAUGUCCUUGCGGUUGGCGGGCGGCGAACUGGAAGCCUCGGACGCCUGGGAGCGCGGAGAGGUCGGGUAACUGCCUGGCAUCGGACCAGGGUAUGGCGAAGCCUCUCCGUCAUCCUCGUCCCUGCCAUCGUCGCUGCUACCAUAGUUGGCCAGUCUGGCGAGACCGCCAUUUGGCACGCCACUGGCGUACUCGUGAAGAGCAUCAUUCCGCGAGGGUGUUGAGGGUCGCUUGUGCGGCGAUGGACUCUCCUCGCCCUCGUCCUCGUCGCGGCUCUUACGCUUCCCCACAGACGAUACCUGUAGGUUGGUGGACUUGACUUUGGGAACCAGAUAGACAGGCACAGUCUUGGUCGCAGGGGUGGGACGCUUGUGGGGCUCAGAGGUGUCGUCGUCGUCGCGGCGACGCUUGCCUGGAGAGUGCGGAGUAGGCGCUUCAGGGGCCACAGCGGCAUCAGUCCUCGCCACUUUACGCGCAUUCCAAAGGGCGAUCUCCUCGGGGGUCAAGCGGAC
Molecule: messenger RNA, 1056 nt
Organism: Cutaneotrichosporon oleaginosum
Lineage: Eukaryota; Fungi; Basidiomycota; Tremellomycetes; Trichosporonales; Trichosporonaceae
Source: RefSeq, a predicted model, not a curated record